Messenger RNA from Funneliformis mosseae, 1146 nucleotides. The record is from the annotation of a GenBank genome assembly. Lineage: Eukaryota; Fungi; Glomeromycota; Glomeromycetes; Glomerales; Glomeraceae.
AUGGCUCCCGAAACAAAGAGCCGUAAGCCCGCAAACACUGCCUUUAAACAACAGCGCUUAAAGGCAUGGCAACCGAUUCUUACACCAAAAACCGUCCUUCCCACAUUUUUUAUAAUCGGAAUCAUCUUUGCACCCCUUGAAUUACAAAUUGAUUAUACUUUUUGUGAUUCAUUAUCUCCAGAACCCGCUGAUGCUCUAGGUGCUGAGCCCAUUUUUAGUGACACGCCAGCUCGAUUUAUAACAUCUUCAUUUCCAGAUGAUUCCCAAAUAAAAGUAUCAUGGGCAAAAAUUAUUAAACUUCUUCCGCCAAAAAGAAAUCCAACUGGAGACAAAGCUGUUUGGAACUGUUUAAUUCGAUUUACUUUACCAGAAACCUUAAAACCACCAGUUUUCAUGUAUUACAGGUUAACAAAUUUUUAUCAAAAUCAUAGAAGAUAUGUUAAAAGUUUUGAUGCUGAACAGCUUAAAGGUAAAGCUGUUCCUGCAAAUACGAUUAAAGCUGGAAAUUGUAAACCGAUGGACGUUGGUGAAGACGGCAAGAUUAUCUAUCCUUGUGGUCUUAUUGCUAAUUCCCAAUUUAAUGAUACAUUAUUCGAUCCUGUUCUUCGUGUUUCACCUGUCAGCGGUGCUCAAAAUGUGACCUAUACAUUUUCUAAUGAAAGCAUUGCAUGGCCUUCUGAUAAAGAGAAAUAUAAAAAAACCCAAUACAGCCUUGAUCAAAUUCGCCCUCCUUUGGAUUGGGUUGCAAGAUAUCCUAAUGGCACUUAUACUGAAGAAUUUCCUCCACCUGACAUUGAAACAGAUGAGCAUUUUCAAGUUUGGAUGCGCACUGCAGGUCUUCCUGAUUUUAGGAAAUUAUGGGGAAAGAAUGAGAAUCAAGAGAUGUUAAGUGGAGAUUAUCAAGUCGAGAUUGAAUAUUUGUUCCCUGUAAGCAAAUAUGGUGGUACUAAGUCUUUUGUGAUUUCCACGGUUUCUUUCCUUGGUGGAAGAAAUCCUUUCUUGGGUUACGCUUAUAUGGCUGUUGGAAUUCUUUGUAUAUUACUCGGAUGUGCAUUUACUGCAAGACAUUUAUAUAAGCCAAGAAAACUUGGAGAUCAUACCUAUCUCUCUUGGAAUAAUGGGCCAAGUACCAGCAAUAACAAGUGA